This is a messenger RNA of Paramuricea clavata, 8169 nucleotides long. The record is from the annotation of a GenBank genome assembly. Lineage: Eukaryota; Metazoa; Cnidaria; Anthozoa; Malacalcyonacea; Plexauridae.
AUGACGCGUAUUCUUGAGCUUGUAAAAGUUCGAAAUCUUAGUAGACGUGGUCAACACAUGAAAACAGGAAAUGUUACCAUUAACUUUUAUUCUACCCAAAAUAUUCCGCACGGUAAGAUCCAAGUGUCAGAGAUGUCAAGAAAAACGUGUAUCCAGCGCCUGAGAAAAACAGUCGAAGAGGAAUGCAACUUCGUUUCACGUAUCCGUGAGGUAAUGAAAAUUUUGGCAUUUUAGUGGUGUCCGAUAUUGAAAAGAAAAAUAACAUUAAAAAAUCGACAUCCAAAAAAGGGUCGGAGUAAAUAUGGAAGAUGUGUCUUGGGCCUGAAGUAAUUUUAAUGGAAUAUCAAAAGCAGCUAAUCAUAGCAUAUAGUUCCCAUGUUUGGUUAUGACAGCAAGUGUAAAAAAACUUAACAUAUCGUGGGACAAUUGCAUUUUCCUUCAUAUUGUGCCUUGAAGACUAGUAAGUACGCCACUGUAUGUUGGCCGCGUUAAAAUUCCUUGUGGGCUCCUGCCGCACGUUUUUCUUUGAAUUUUGUAUUAAACUCUAUUACAGUUCAAAAAUGUUGAAUUUCAAAUACACUUCUAACACAAAUGACUUACAUCAUUUGAAAGCUUGCAAAAGAUACAUAGAAGACAAUUAAACGGAUACCAGGGUUUUUCAAGUUCUUCUUGAGUUAUGAGCUGUUGAAAGCGUGUUUUCAGACAAGUACCCAGGAUUUUUGCGAGAUUUUGGCUUAUUUUUCACAUUUGAAACAGCAAUAAUUCGAAAACCGCUUGAAAAUCCCAACUAACCAUUUAAAUGUCUUUUAUGUAGUUCUUUGUUAGCUUUCUAUUUAUGCAAGUCAUUUGUAUAGAAAUAUAUUAGAAAUUUCACAUUUUUUAAGUGUAAUAGAUGUUAAUACAAAAUUCGAAGAAAAAGUGUCGGUAGGAGCCCACAAAAAAAUUUAAUGCCGCCAACAUGCAGAAACGUAUUUACUAGAAGACAAAAUAAAAUUGUCCCAUGGUAAGUUUUCCAUAAUUUUCAUCCUCUAUCUGCCUGACUAUACGUGUUAUCGACAUGUUACCAAGAUAUCUUGUCCAAUGCGACCAAGAUUCCGUUUAUUAUUGUUCAUGCUCGUACGUUAAAUUUAAAUUUUAGUUCUGAGCAAUGUGUUCUUCUUUGAAUCGCAUAUAAAUGCAGACAGUAAAAUCCUAAAUCCUAAUUAUGUACAUAAUGACACAUAUAUUAGAACAGGUCUCGAACCUACAUACAGCAGGAUCUAGAUUAAUCUUUAGAUAGAAUAGAAUAGAAUAAAAUAGAAUCGAAUGGAAUAGAAUAGAAUAAAAUAGAAUGGAAUAGAAUGAAGUUGAAUGGAACAGAAUAGGACAGAAAAACUUUAUUUCACGAUGGUACAAAACUUAAGGUGGCUCCCUACGGUUUUCCAAAUUUUUAGGUAUUCUGAGCAACCUCCCCUUGCAACCGAAUAUUUAUUUAUAGAUUGAAUACACUUAAGGUGACUCCCUACAGUUUACUAGAAAAUGGGAGAUCUCUGAUUUAGACUCAAUUUUCAACAAUUCCUAUAUGUUAAAAGACAACGAAAGUCCAAAUAGAUUAAUUUAAUAAAAACUACAGAGUUGGAUUUUUUCGAAAAAUGGAAUCGUAACUGCGGUUGCUAUGACAACAAUGACACUUCAAUUUGGGCAAUAUUUUGGGUUUUAAGUUAUUUAGCCUAAAAAUAAGGUCGGUUACAUCACAAAAAAUCACAAAAAAUCACGAUCUUCGCAUGCCUAUGAUAUAUAAUGUUUUUUUAGUAAUUUUAUUUUCUUACUUUUUUAGCUUACAUACAAAAUCGAGUAUUUCCGCCUAGUUUCAAUUAACUUGGUAAUAAAAUUAAGAUUAAUAAAAUACUCCUAAAUAGGAACAUUUUAUUAAUUUUUUUGUUUCUUUCAAUUUGUUUUUGUUGUUAAUUUAAAUCGGUGUGAAAUCUUUUCAAAACAUCCAACUACAACUUCGACUUUUCAUAUAAAACAACUCGUGACUGUUUCGCUUGAUUUAGCUGACAGAACAAUACAUGGUAAUUGAGUUGAAUGACAGGACUUUAAAAAGUUUUGCCCACAGUUCAACUGUUCAAGAGUUUACUGAAGACAUUAAUAAUGUCUUCAGUAAACUCUUGAACAGUUGAACUGUGGUAUCAUUUCAGACGUCCACGACUGAACAGGCUCAACAUUAUAUGAAAGACAAUGGUUAACGUAUAAACACGAAAAAGGUUAAAACCAGUCAAUAACAUACGUACUGUUUGAAUUCUGAAAAACAGCUGAAGCUUUCUCUGCAGAUGAAACGAAAAAAGACUUUCCGCGGCUUGUUUUAAUUUUUUUACCGAACCGCGAAGAUUCCACGCGCCAGCAUGUCGCGAGUAUGAAGUCUGAUCUAUACAAAUCGUAUUUAAAAACUGUGCUAACCGCAGGGAGCCACCUUAACAAUUAAAAUUUAUUGAUAAAUUUGUGGCUCUAUUAUUGCAACUAACUAUAAUACUUAAAGGAUCGGUAUCACAGCAUGGUAUUGCGCGCCUUUGUUAUUGUUUUUGUCUAUUGUUAGUAAUGCGGCAACUCAUCCGCCUUGUCUAAGUGUUUUUUCAGAACCAAUUAAAACCUUCAUCGUGUUAUUGACAGAUGUUUCAAUCUCCAUUAUUUUUGUUGGUGACAUAAGUUUUGGUCGUUGUGUGAGGAAAUAUGUUGAUCAUGGAUACAACAACUACAAUGACACUAUGGUAAAAGUUGCUGGCAUUAUCAGAGACGCAGAUAUUGCUGUUGGGAACCUCGAGUCGCCGUUUGUAACAAAAGCCAUGCAAAAAGACAGGUUCAGCGGCCGAAAACGAUAUUUUUUACACGCUGACCAUCGCAGUGCGACUGCGCUACAGUAAGUUCUUUUUUAUUACAACAUUGGAGUUAAAACUCAAUGAAGCUUGCUUUCCAAGAGGAAGCUAAAAAUUGAGAACCUGAAUAUCAGAUUGGUGUGUCGCUUUAGAUCUUGAAGAACAAGACUCAUGCGAAAUCAUUCGCGCUGGCAAAAUGUACACUCUUUUAAAGCUACAAUUUUUGGCAUUGUGCUUCAGUAUACAUCUUAGUGUAAAAAAUAGUAGGGUGUCAAUUAUAUAAUUGCGUACAAUUGGAAAUCAGUCUUCAUUUUGUAUGUUUCCUGGCUUUUCCAGUGAAAUCUAUAAACACUGCAACGAUAAUAUUAACCCCAGGUAAACUCUCCUAUUAUUGUGCGAAACCAAGACGGCGGCCUAUAGAGUGCUCUCCUGAAUAGGUACAAAACACGCGUAUUUUUCGCGAGGGCUUUCAGAUCCACGUCAGUUUCAAUUGUUGCACAUAAAUGCUCAUCUAAAGUUAGAGUUAAUUACCGAGAAGGAGGUUUCUUAGUGAGAUACAAUCCGAGGGGCGUGAUCCGAAGAAAGCGUCCUGAAGGCUGUAAGAUCCGAGGGAUGUUUUCUGACGGUCACACUCCCGAGGAAUGUAUCUUGCUAAGAAAUUGAUGUUUGAGGUAAUUAACUCACCUAGUUCAAAUUGGUACGGAUUGACACGCAAUGGAAUUUGCAUGAAUUCUCAUGUUGAACCAUGUGAAGUGCAUUAAUCUACUUUUAUUCACUUGCUCAUCAAGAACAAUUAAGAUAAAAUAUAUUUGCAUUUAAUUAAGACUAUAGAGUUUGUUACCAUGGGGUCAAUAUGAAAAGGAGAGUCAAACCACUUUAUGAAAGCAUGGUAUUAUUAUAUAUCAUGCGUCUAGCCGUGAAUGCGUUGAAACAAUGAACGACCUAUAUAGCGAUGAAGAUAGGUUUAUAACGCAAAAUACUUUCAGGUAUCCGGAAUCAGAUGACAAUGUAGAGUUAUAGCUCGAUAUUCUGAUUGGGGAAGGAGAGUUGGCGCAGCAAAAUGACGUACCAUCGGGAUUUGCAUUAAUCCUCCAAAAUAAAACCUGUUCUGCCGCCACUGUUCUUAGAUAUCCUUGUAUCAAUCGUUGGCAAUAAACUAGUUACUUCUGUGCUCUACAGGCCUUGCGACUCUCGUAGCAUCUUCUAUUUACCUCUAGAUCCUCCCAAUCCAGCCACAUCAAAGGGUCGAUUUCCUUUUCUCACUUCCUACGCCUACGCGGCAUUUGCAGUGAAGAGGCGAGGUCGACUUCCAAGCCAAUAUCCCUCAAUGCCUUCAGCUCUUGGACAACAUGAUUUCAAAUAGGUAUAAAUAAAGAGAGCCAGGAACUGAAUCUCUUUUUUGUCUAACGUGGCUAUCGCACCUCUCUAUUAAACACUGCCUUUUAAAGGCCUCCCAAAUUCCCCGAUCUGAGACCCUUACAGACCCUGUGUCCAAUGUCACAGGUAACAACAAAAUCCUCCAAGCAUUAACUUAUCAUUCAUUCAUUCAAUUUCAAAGUUAGAGAUGUCAUGAGGAAAUGUCAUGAGGAAAAAUUUUCACGCUGUGAAAAACGCAGCAACCCCGCAACAUCUUUUUUCCAAUAACUCCUUAGUCCCUUUUAGACACAGUAAAAAUAUUCUUUGAAACAUAAGCAUAGCUCCCUUUCACAGGAUUCGACGUCACAGAAUUGCACGUUUCGUUGCUGGGUUCCCAAAUGCACGACUUGUGAUUUUAUAGAUUCAGCCACGCCUAUUACGGCACCAAAAUCACAAUAACCAUGUCAAACACCAUUUCACGUGCGCAUCCUCCCAUCUCAUCUGCUGCAUCUCAUGGAGUCGAUGUGGUAUGCCUUAUACUGGAGAGAACAGAAGGCCUUUGAGGACAUGGUUGGUGAACAUCGGCGUGCAGUCAGUGGCAGUCAUGGUAACCAGCCUGUGGACAAACAUUUUAAUACUGCCAAUCACAGUACUUCAGAUAUUCAAAUAUUAAUUCCAGCCGUCUGCCGCAUUUCUGUCUAACGCAGACAUUGACAUUACUUUUAAUUCUUCCCCUAUUCCGUACUUGUUUCACAUAUUUUAUUGUGUUUGUGGUAGUUUUCGGUACAGCAUAUUCGUAUAAAUAUAUUAUGUUACUUUGUUUUUACUAAAUUCAUCUUAUUGGCUUAUUUAUUCCACGUGAUAGCUUUUAUAUUCUUAGUAUAAAAGCUCAUGUAAUUUUCCGACCUCGACUAGUAACCUAGGACAAAGACUCUUCGCUCGAAAAGUCGAAAUUCUCCUUAUAUUUUUCAGGUAGUUGCAUCCCUACCAACUGAAGCUCAUACCCAAACUAAACUCUAUUGAGAAUAAUAGAAAUUUGCACAAAUUUGAACUCAUGGUAAAUAACUGUCGUCUAUAUCAUUCUGUGUUCAUUUCAACUCCCUCAUAUACUGUAGUCCAGAGAAACAGAAUUUGGCAGGUGAAUGCCAUUUAGUGGCCUAGAUCAUACCUACAGAUAGGAUUCAAUUUCCACCAUAUUGGCUUCAAAAACACAACCCGAGUUAACGCUCCAGUUUUUGUAGAGUUCAAUGGGCUUUCCUCGUUUCGCAAUGUAGUUCUCCAAUUCCGCACUUUGACUCACGAUGGUGGAAAACAUAUAUUUUCAGGUUUGCAGGAUUUGAUAUCAUGAGCAUUGCAAACAACCACUUGAAUGAUUAUGGUGAAAAACCAGUCAAUUUUACCAGAAAUAUUCUAAGCAAUGUUGGAAUAGAGACGAUCGGAUUCAAUUUCGGUUCAUAUGACUCACCGCAGGUAUGUUAAUCGACUAGUUAUGUUGCACGCUUUAAAACGAUUGUCAAUAAUUGUCAUUAUUUUUUAUCAGUAAGAAUGAAGCAAUCUGAUUGGCUGAAGAGGUUUUUUGCAUCCGGCCCGCUCUAAAACGCAACUGCCCACUGUGAAAUGCAACUGCCCGCUCUGGUUUUCGCGGCAAAAAAUGAGGAGUGAAACAAUUUUUGGACGAAAAAAUCUGCCGAAAACGUUUGAAAAACGUAGCCUAACGAUAGUCAGAUACGAAAAUGAUUUGCAUCAUGCCCUAAAGACUUCAUACUAAGCACGAUGUACACCAGAAUUGAUAACUGUUUUAGAGAAAUGCGACUGAAAGUCGGAAAGUUAUUCGGACAUGUAUAAAACUUACACCGAGAAAACUAUAUAUAUUUUUUAAAUGCUCAUGUAUUCGGCCACUUAAAAGCGAAAAAAUUACAACUUAAUUGAACAGAUAUUGUGAAAGAAAUGUUUUCCCACUUAAAAAAGGUUUAACUGCAGCAGUGAAAAGAAUCUCGAUCAUUUGUGUUAGGCAUUUUUCACUGAUAUAAAAUAUUGUAAACAAACUAAAAGUCUGUGUGUUCAAGCAUAUUAUCGUGAAACGACUAGAAAAAAUACAAAAAUACAAAAUGGCAUACCUUAUUCAUUGUCCUUUUAGCAGAAAAACGUUGAUUAAAUCAAAGCAGCCGGUAAAUAAUAUAUAUAUAUAUAUAUAUAUAUAUAUAUAUAUAUAUAUAUAUAUAUAUAUAUAUAUAUAUAUAUAUAUAUAUCGCAAAAGCAUAGUAUACAAACCGCACGUUGGGGGGCAGCGGGUUAAUAUCGAAUGCACACUUUAUAAAUUCCUUAACUACAGGCAUCAUAUAGAUAUUCCUCUAGAGAAUCAACGUUUUAAGGACGCACUUUGAGAGGAAGAGAGAGGCAAGAAGAGACUAUAUAGUAUACAAGAAAAAACAUACUCCGAAGAAUAACUUCUUGUAAACUCAAGAUAUGCAUGAGCUAUAACACGAGACAACAAUUUUGCGAUGAAAUUGACCGCAAAUUGACCGCAACAAUUUGACCGCAAAAUUGAUGUCUUGUGUUAUAGCUCAUAUCUUGAGUUUACAAGAUGUUAUUCUUCGUAGUAUGUUUUUUCUUGUAUUUUAUUAAAUUGUCUGCUGGUAAUGUUUUUUGUUUUUUUUCUAUACAGUAUAUUGUCACAUUUUCGAACAGUAAACUUUUACACUCACAGUAUUUUGCGAUAUAAAAUUUAAGGUGCUCCCUACAGUUUUAUUGUUAUAGAGCACAACUUUAAUUAAUUCGUUAUUUUGCAAAAAUAUGAUAAGGAAAGCACCUAUGCAAAACAUUGCUUCAAUACUGCAUGAGGAUCACAAACUUUCAUUCAUGAUAACAAGGUAAUUAUCAAGGGGCAGUCAAGCGGGACAGACGUGUCUAGAAUCGCUCCUCAGCUAACUGUAUAUUUCAUGUUAAAUAUGAGCGAUAAUCCAACAGUGUCGAUGAUUAAUAAAAUGAAAGUGCCAGAGCUUCAAGCUGAACUAACAAAAAGGCACCUUGAUACGAAAGGUAUAAAACAAGUCUUGGUCAAUCGACUUCUGUCGAGUUUGGAAAUUGUAGAGCCUGAAGUGGCGCACGACAGCAACGACGAUGAACAACAAAAUAAAGCCGAAGGAAAUAUGGAAUUGGCCCAAGACGAAGAACAAGACGACUGUAAGGACGAUGAACAGGAUCAUAGCAAAGACGAAAACCAAUCUUCGCUGCAUGAACUAUACCCAAAUUAUAAACACCCCUAUUCCUACGAGAAUGCCAUUCAAGACAUUAGACUGCAACUAAAUACUUUACAAUGCAAAUUCGAAGACUACAAAAUUGAAAUGUCUAAUGAUGCAUCAGGAACAGGUAGUCUUCGCGAUGAAAACAAGCAUUUGAGAUGUGAAAAUACAGAUCUAACUGAGAGAAUGAAUAAUCUUAAAUUCAUCCUGGCCGACCUCAAUACAAAAUUAAAGAUCGCCGAAGACGAAAAGGCUAGCCUUUUAACUGCUAUCCGAUUAAUACAGUCCGAUGGCGAUGUCAAGUUAAGCAACAACAAUAACAUAUCAUUACAACAAAGCACCUACCACAGAAUACCUACAAAGAAGUCGCUUCAAGACCAAAGAGUAGAAAUAUUAAUGGAAAUUCAUCAUCGAAACAAGAUAAUCUUAAAACUACCGCCGCAGGCCCUAAUCUGGUAAACGUUCUGGGUUCAAACCGUUAUUCUCCGUUAGAAGUUGAGACGGCAGACGAGUCAGAGCAAGAAAUCAUAAGUGCCGACGAGGCAAGACCAACAAGCCAUGGCCGAAAGCACGACUCAAAGACACAAAAGUCUAAGAAAACAACUAGCGAUCCCCUCAACAAAGUCGACUGCAAUUCCAGCAAUGUAUCAACAAUCCACGACCUUGAUUCCGUUACAAUCCUUGGAGAUUCAAUGUUAAAGCGGCUGGACGUAAAUAGA